AUGUCGAUGAACAGCACCCUCCAUACGACUGGCUACGCAGCCAGUCUGCUCGACUCAGUGCAGGAUCACGUCGCUGCUUCUCCUGGACGCGCCGUAUUGCUCACCUUACUCUAUUCUCCCAUCGUUGCCAUUGUCCUAAAUGUGCUCAGACAACUCCUCUGGCCGCGUGACCGCUCUCUCCCUCCGGAGGUGUUCCACUGGAUACCCAUUGUUGGCUCAUCUAUCUCCUACGGACACGAUCCCCUUGGAUUCUUCUUCAAGUGUCGAGAAAAGUACGGAGACGUCUUCACCUUUAUCCUGUUUGGCCGUAAGGUCACCGUUGCACUCGGUCCCAAAGGUAAUAACUUUGUGCUCGGGGGCAAGUCCACGUUUUUCUCAGCUGAGGACGCAUACACGCACCUCACGACUCCAGUCUUUGGCAAGGACGUCGUCUACGAUGUUCCAAACGAUGUGUUCAUGGAACAAAAGAAGUUUGUGAAAGUCGGUCUAUCAAUCGACAAUUUCCGGGCCUACGUCAGCAUGAUCGAGGAAGAGGUAGAACAGUUUAUGAAGACAGACCCGGCUUUCCUCACCUAUCAGAUGAACGACAUCAAUGACUGGGGUCGCUUCGAUAUUGCCGACAUCGUAGCCCAAAUCACGAUUUUAACUGCCUCGCGGACCCUUCAAGGCAAAGAGAUCAGAGACAACAUGGACAAAUCGUUUUCCGAUCUGUAUGCCGCCCUGGAUGGCGGCUUCACACCGAUAAAUUUCCUGUUCCCCAAUCUGCCAUUGGCGAGCUAUCGUCGUCGAGACGAGGCACACAAGAAAAUGAGUGACUUCUAUGUCAACAUCAUCCGUAAACGGAAAGAGAGUGGUGACGAUAUGCAAGACAUGAUCUCUGCCCUUCAGAACCAGCGGUACCGUGAUGGUAGACAACUCGAAGAUCAUGAGAUUGCUCACCUCAUGAUCGCUCUUUUGAUGGCUGGCCAACAUACGAGUUCGGCAACGGGAUCAUGGGCAAUUCUCCACCUUGCGGAAAACGUCCAGGCCCAGGAAUCUCUCUAUAAGGAACAGGUCGAACACUUCGGUAACCCCGAUGGCACGUUCCGUGAAAUGACCUACGAAGAAAUGCGUCGGCUCCCUAUCCUUGAUUCUGUAAUCCGCGAAACGCUCCGUAUGCACCCCCCGAUCCACAGUAUUCUCCGCUACGUCCGUACGGACGUCACCGUUUCACCCACACUCUCAGCGCCUGCAGAAGAUAAGACAUAUGUGGUUCCCAAGGGCCACUAUGUUCUUGCCUGUCCUGCUGUUAGCCAGGUAGAUCCUAAGAUAUGGUCCAACCCCCAUAUCUGGGACCCAACAAGAUGGAGCGAUCCAGAAGGUGUUGCCGCCGAAGCGUUCAAAACUUACAUGGACGAAAACGGUGAGAAGGUUGAUUUCGGAUUUGGCGCUGUCAGCAAGGGCACAGACAGCCCCUAUCAACCUUUCGGUGCCGGCCGACACCGUUGCAUUGGCGAACAGUUCGCCUAUCUGCAACUUGCGGCGAUUCUUGCAACAAUUCUCCGCAAGGUUGAGGUCAGAUUGGAACCAGGCUGCACGUUCCCAGAGCACAACUACCAUACCAUGAUCACGAUGCCUAAGAAACCACGUAAUAUUUGCUACAGACGCAGGGCUUUUGACUAGAUAACGAAGGUUAAAACUAAUAAUUUUGUUUUCGAAUACAAUCGCAUACCCUCCAUUAUACGUAAGAUAUGAUCACAAUUGUAACGGGAUUAGGGACUGAAAUAAAUGCAUGGGAACACUUGGUGACCAAAUGUCAACCUUCAGGCCUUUGCCCAACCUGGAGAAUAGAAUCCCCCUACUGGUCUAGCCUCCACUUUUCCGAAAGCACCUGUGUAAUGGUGUACCAAGCAAGGUUGCCGGCGGCCGUUCCCCGGAGCUGAUCAUAUAGUAUACACUCCACACAGUUGACAAGUCUCGAGCGCUGACACGGACAUACAUAAUUUCGAGAGUGGCCUGGCCCCCGUGGCUCCCCUAUGCUCAAGCGGCCCACGUACUAAGCAUUGAGCUUAAGGUUUGCGGCGGCCGUUCCCUGGAG
Pisolithus orientalis is the source of this 2077-nucleotide messenger RNA. RefSeq names its product cytochrome P450. Lineage: Eukaryota; Fungi; Basidiomycota; Agaricomycetes; Boletales; Pisolithaceae. The record is from RefSeq and is a predicted model, not a curated record. The transcript has 8 exons. Gene Ontology annotation, biological process: ergosterol biosynthetic process. The coding region runs from base 1 to 1662 and encodes 553 amino acids. Gene Ontology annotation, molecular function: monooxygenase activity; iron ion binding; heme binding.